CUAAAAGCUCCUGGAGUUCUUUUAACCUUCGGCCAAUUGUUUACGCGGAGUAUCUGGUGUGUUGACAUACCCAAACACUGCCAUCCAUAGCUCAGCUACCACCUCUUUCACAGCAAGAGAACCCCUAACCGUAAGAAAACUGUCUUGUAGUACUGCACACAAUCAAACACCCAAAUUCUUCGUGUUUCCCCGAGAAGAAGGAGAAUCGUUUGUACUGUUGGUGUUGCGUCUGCUGCUUUGACUUCUUAUUCUGCGUUCCCGAGAUUGAAAAUCUGGCAAAUUUAGGGGAAGGAGUGAAUUUGAGGCCACGGUUGUGUUCUAAACAAGCCAGUAGAGAGGUCCAAGACGUCGAAGUGGAGUGCAGGCCUUGGCGUAAGAAGGUCUCGAUGGCUUUCAACAGGGUCUCCCUUUUCAAAAUUACCCUUCUGCUCCUACUUAUUGCCGCCAUUACCACAGCUUUCCUCACUCUUCCUGUUGAAAAGAUUUUGAAAGACUUCUUGACAUGGGUUAAAGACGAACUCGGUCCUUGGGGUCCUCUUGUCUUGGCUGUUGCAUACAUUCCUUUAACAGUUUUGGCAGUCCCCGCUUCAAUACUCACGUUAGGUGGUGGAUAUCUGUUUGGAUUACCUGUCGGUUUUAUUGCCGAUUCAAUUGGUGCAACAAUUGGUGCUGCAGCAGCUUUCCUUCUUGGAAGAACGAUUGGGAGGUCAUUUGUUACGUCGAAGUUGAAAGACUAUCCACAGUUCCGUGCAGUUGCAAUUGCAAUUCGAAGAUCUGGCUUUAAGAUUGUUUUGCUGCUGCGCCUCGUUCCUUUACUUCCAUUCAACAUGCUCAACUACCUCUUGUCCGUGACCCCUGUUCCCUUUGUGGAAUAUGUGCUAGCUUCUUGGCUGGGAAUGAUGCCAAUUACUUUCGCACUGGUGUAUGUUGGAACAACUCUGAAGGAUCUCUCUGAUGUAACGCAUGAGUGGGGUGAAUUUUCUAAAACUCGUUGGGCAUUCAUUGUAUUGGGCCUCCUGGUGUCUGUGAUUUUAAUAAUAUGUGUUACACGAGUUGCGAAGGCAGCUCUAGAAAAAGCAUUGGCUGAAAAUGAUGACAUGGAGGACUUAUUGGAAUCACCACAACUACCUGUUGUGGCAACUCCUUGUGGAAAUCUCAACCAGCCGCUUAUAAUAAAGAUAGAUGCUGCUCAAGAUAGUAAUCAUGAAAAUUAGAAGUUAAAUUUGUACUCUGUAAAUUCUUUACUUGAUGCAAUUUUUGUCUUUGUUUCUAGCUUCUAAUGCACACCUGAUUGGUAGUAAUUGCUCGAGAUUCUUCUCCUGUACAGUUGGAUUAUACUAAUGUAUAAGUUUGGAGAUAAAUGGAAGGAUUUAUUUCUGAUAUAUAGUGUAAACAUGCUGGUGGGAAGCCAUUCUACUUGGCUAUAAUUAAGUGUACCAUGAAUCUCAUGAAAUAUUGCUGC
Molecule: messenger RNA, 1462 nt
Organism: Cuscuta europaea
Lineage: Eukaryota; Viridiplantae; Streptophyta; Magnoliopsida; Solanales; Convolvulaceae
Source: the annotation of a GenBank genome assembly